Molecule: messenger RNA, 2431 nt
Organism: Syzygium oleosum
Lineage: Eukaryota; Viridiplantae; Streptophyta; Magnoliopsida; Myrtales; Myrtaceae
Exons: 4
Coding region: 426-2039 (537 amino acids)
Source: RefSeq, a predicted model, not a curated record
CCUCCUCUUCUUCUUCUUCUUCCUCCUCAGUCCAUCGUCAAAUUUACAGAAAAAAAAUACUCAGUCAAACUCUCUCUCUCUCUCUCUCGCUCUCGCUCAAAGGAUUCAAUAAAACGCGUCGUCGUCCCUCCCCUCGCAAACCAUUCAACCCCGUAAGAAGCUUCACGCACAGGGACCUUCACCCAAAAGUCUUCCAUGGAUGCUUCCUCCUCAUCUUCUCCUCCUCCUCCUCCUCUUACGUCCCAAUGUCAUUCCUCCAAUUAAUUUAAAUACCAACAAGAACGAACAGACAAGUCCGAUCUUUCCACCGUGUUUACUCCGGAUAAAAAAGGGACGAGCAGGCAGUCCCACGUAUAAACGACGCAAACUCUCUACUCCCACCCCGCAUCAGGAGAAAACCCAGAGCGACCAUCGAUCGGCUUCUCAUGGAUUUCUUCACCAAAACGGCGGCUGUCAAGCUCCGGAGCCACCUCGACAAGUACCUCGUCCCCGGCGCCGGCGAGGGCGAGCCCGUCCGGCAGAGCCGCAGCGGCGGGCGCUCGCGGGCCUCGACGUGGGCGGUCGAGCGGGUGGAGGGGAAGAGCCACGUCAUCCGGCUCCGGAGCUGCCAGGGCGGGUACCUGGCCGCCACCGAGGACGCGUUCCUGCUGGGGAUGACGGGGAACAAGGUGGCGGUCGCGUCGCCGACGGGGGGCGAGGAGCUCGACCAGUGGAACACGGAGUGGGAGCCGAUCAGGGACGGGUUCCAGGUGAGGCUGAAGUCGUGGUGCGGGAAGUUCCUGAGGGCCAACGGCGGGACGCCGCCGUGGAGGAACAGCGUGACGCACGACGAGCCGUACACGGGGGGCACGAGGAAGUGGAUACUGUGGGACGUGGAGGCGGUGGAGGCGGAGGCGGCGGCCGAGGGAGGGGCGUUGGAGAAGUAUCUGGCGUCCAUGUCGAGCAUGUCGUCGGUGGCGGAGGACGCGCUGAGCGUCCUCGGGUCGGAGAGCGGAGGAUCGCCCAGGAAGUCCGACGUAUCGAACUUGUCCUCCCACCACGAUCAGUUCUCGUACCACAGCUCCAACAAGCACCGCUCGGGAAUGGACUUCUUCCACAGGGCCAAGGCGGUCCGCCUCCGGAGCCACCACCACAAAUACCUCCUCGCCAACGAGGAUGAGGAGUCCGUCUCGCAAGACCGGAAAGGAUCCUCCAAGAACGCCAAGUGGACCGUCGAGCGUGUGAACUCCAACGACGAUGAAAACGGCUGCAUUUUCAUCAGGCUCAAGGGCUGCUAUGGCCGCUACCUCACCGCGUCCAACAAGCCCUUCUUGCUCGGCAUCUCCGGCUGCAAGGUCCUGCAGACAUUGCCCAGGCGGCUCGACUCGUCGGUCGAGUGGGAGCCGAUCCAAGAGGGGAACCGGAUCAAACUCCGGACGCGGUACGGGAAUUUCCUGAGGGCUAAUAAGGGUUUGCCGCCGUUGAGGGACUCGGUGACGCACGAUAUCCCCCAAAGGACCACGACGCAGGAUUGGAUACUCUGGGAAGUCGACAUAAUGGAGAUCGAGGUUGAUUCUCCGAGCGCUAGCGAUCAGCUGGGGCAAGCGCCGCCUAUUGACCGUGAUGCGGAUUUAUCGAUGGUGUCUGAGAACAGCUUCUCUUCUUCGGUUUCGGAGAUUUCUGGGAACCUUUCCAGGCAAGAGUCGAGCGAAUCAUUAGUGGCUUCGCUGCCUCCGCCACCUGCGUCGCCGCCCCCAACUCGUGUGACAGAAGGCAGGAUCAUAUACUACCACAUAGCGGACGAGAACGGCGAAGUGGUGGGAGAGGACAUGGAAGGCUAUUGCCUCAAUAAUUUCAAGGGGAAUAGCGUGGAGGAACUGAGUCGUAAGCUGUCGGAAGAGACCGGAAUCGACAGCCUUGUCGUGUGUUCUCACAAUCCAUUGAAUGGGAGGCUCUUCCCUCUUCGCUUACGCCUUCCUCCGAACAUUAUCAUGCGCGUUGUCGUAGUCCCCUCGUUCUCAUCAGCGGCAUCAGACCUCGCAAAUCAAGGAAUCCUAUAGCAUGCAUCGAGGUGGGCAUCUCAGUUUUGAUAGGCACAAACUCGGUUAAGCAUUGUAUAUUCUGAUCCCAGCCCUAGGCUCCUGGUUAUCCUCAUGUUGAUAUAGAGCACCUGGGGGUGACCUGCUAUUCAUUCGUUUCAUGCUCCGCCGGUGUUUUUCAAGUUUUCUGGAGCUCGAUUUAGGUAUUUAAUUUAUUUUUGGCUCUGCGAUUGAUCGUCCGCAAGUGGGAGAUGUAUAAUCAUACGGGCUCAUGGUCAUUGCUUCUUCCCCUAUCUCCCUAUUUGUUUGUAUGUGAAUAUGAUAUAGUUCUUCUGUAUAUUCUUCUAUACUAGUCAAGCUCAAGCAGAUUGACUUGUGCAUUUCCUCUUAAUGAAAAUACCCUUAUAAAGCAA